AACCUCGUUAACGAAAUGAAUCUGUCUAUUGCGCACUUUCCAGACUGGGUCAAAAACGAAGUGAAUAAUUUUGAUACCAAUCCGCAUCCAAGUUCCAACUGAUUCUUUGACGAAGAUGCUCGUAAGCAGUUUUCUUUUUCCUGAAUAGAAGUAGAACAAAGAUUGUCUAGAUAGAAACCUCUGGAGGGAAAUAGUUCGCGGUGCACAAUAUGGAACAGCAAAAUCAACUACCAGUAGUGCAGUGUCAGCAUCAUCAUCAUCAUCAUCUUCUUCAUCCAACAUUGAACAGCUUCCCAUACAGGCGAUAAUGAGACUAAGAGGUCGUAGAAGGGAAUUCUAAGGCGAAAACGCCGAGCAGAAUAAAUUCAUCAGAAGUAGAACAAAGAGUAAAGCAAACGUAGCGCAAUGUAGAUCAGCAGCAUUUCUGUGAUUCUAUCUUUCCUUGAUAGUCUUCGUUAUUUUUGUUGUUGUUCGACCGACUGGGUCACGACAAUGAACAACACAAAGAAACGCGGGCGAUGUGGCCACUUUCCAUCUUUGAACUCAAGUAGAAUCAGACGUUUUGAUGUGCGUCGACCGUCGGUGACGACACGCAGCCUCAAACUCACUUUGAUUUUUCGUUGAGUGUUGAGGUCAGACAGAUGCAGUUCCUUGCCAGUGCAACAAAGGACGCGGCGUCUGCUUUGUGCUUAAAAAGACUACACGAUAUCCGGUGAGUGCAAAGUGGCAUCGUGCAAAAAUAAUGGGACAAAGUGGCGUUUCGAGGGGCGUUAAAAAGUACUCGCUGCAUUGGGAGACGCACUGCAUCUCGAGUACUGCACUUGCUCGUUUUCUGAUGAUACUGAUAGAUGAUGAUUUCUUCUGCGCAGUUCCAGUUUGGUACCGUUCAGGUUGAAGAACAGCUCGCAAUUUUGACGAAAAAUCUUACACCGACUACCAAGAAAAACAAACAUGAUUCCCGUCCGACGCGCCAUCGUCUCUGUCAGUGACAAGGCAGGCGUUGCCGACUUUGCAUCCUUUCUCCAGAAAGAAUGUGGCACAGAGCUCCUAUCUACGGGUGGGACGUGCAAAUUACUCCAAGAGAAGCAGAUUCCAGUGACGGAGGUGUCCGACUACACGGGCUUUCCGGAGAUGAUGAGUGGGCGACUGAAAACGCUCCACCCGAAAAUCCACGGGGGCAUACUGGCGCGCCGGGGAACCGACGAUGAGGCUCUGGCGUCGCAGGGGAUCGGGUUCAUCGACCUGAUCGUUGUGAACCUGUACCCUUUCGCCGCCACGAUCGCGAAACCCAACUGCACCCUAGAAGAUGCGAUCGAGAACAUCGAUAUCGGCGGACCGACCAUGCUGCGCGCGGCGGCGAAGAACUGGGAGCACGUUGCGGUGAUCUGCGUGCCAUCGUUCUACGAGAAAGUGAAGGCCGAUUUGGAGAAGAAUUUCGCCAGUUCUGGCAAAUACACGAUUUCGCGGGAAACGCGCUUCCAGCUAGCACGGGCUACGUUUGAAGCUACCAGCCAAUACGACGGCAUGAUCGCGAACUACCUGGGAGCCCUGCCACCGCUCUCGGCCGCCGACAGCGGCGCGGGUGGCAACGACAGCGCGGAUGAAAAAAAGGCAGAAAAGCAGCAGUUCUCGGAAUUCUUCUACAACAGCCUGAAGAAGAAGCAGGACCUGCGCUACGGCGAGAACCCGCACCAAUCGGCGGCGCUGUACUCCGAGGAAGGAUUCGCGAAGCCGUCCGUGGCGACCGCUGAGCAACUCCAGGGCAAGGAGCUGUCUUACAACAACAUCGCCGAUGCAGAUGGCGCGCUGGACUGCUGCCUUGCGUUUGAUCCCAAGUACAGCUGCAAAACCUAAAAGCGUACUUAGUCGUACCUAGUCGCGUUUCAUCCAUCGUCCAGUAAUAUGCGUUUGAUGUUUUUGAUUCUUACGGCCGAUGCUGCUGAUUUUCCGUAGUUUUAGGCUGAGUUUUUAAGUAACAAAAAAUGAAAAGGGUACCCUGCUGCGUGAUAGUGAAACACGCGAACCCGUGUGGCGUUGCCGUGAGCGAAAAUUCGCUGGUGGAAGCCUACGAGAAAGCGUUCCAGACAGAUACGACCUGCUCACGUGCUACAGUCUCAAACGUUACAAUUGAAUUCGGAUUCUGUCUACUUGCAUGAUCAGCAUAUGAGACACACAAAUCGUUCCGCUUUCUGCAAUGCAAAGUUCGCCGGCUUCCAGUGCGGUUUGGGGCUCCGGAACUUGUCAUGCGCAAUCCUGUGCGAGUAAGGCAGACCAUGCACUUUUUGCAUCACAGAGUUCCAUUUCUAUCAGUAACGUUUGAGAUUGUAUCAUCUGAGCAGGGUAUAACAGACCCGACCAGCGCGUUCGGCGGGAUCAUCGCGGUCAACCAAGAAUUGAACCUGGAAACCGCCGAAAAAAUCGUGAAAAACCAGUUCGUGGAGGUCAUCCUCGCGCCGACCGUUGCGCCGGAGGCGUCGGCAGUGGUGGCGACCAAGAAGAACGUGCGUUUGCUGGCCUACGCAGGAACAACAAGCAAGCCAACGACCACUACCGGCACUUCUGUGAAGGAAGAGCUAGAGUACAAGAAGAUCCGCGGAGGAUUGCUCGUGCAGACGCGCGAUGAAGAGCCGCAGGACAUCACUCUGAAGGUGGUAACGGAGAAACAGCCCUCGGAGAAAGACAUGGAGGAUUUGAAGUUCGCCUGGAAGGUGUGCCAGUUCGUGAAGAGCAACGCGAUCGUGUACGCCAAGGACGGUAUGACGUACGGAGUGGGUGCGGGGCAGAUGAGCCGUGUGUUUUCCAGCAAAAUUGCUGUGGAAAAAGCAGCGGAGGCAAAGCUGGAGCUGCAGGGGUAGAAGUGCUGUGGUUACGUUCUUUUUACGCUACUAACUUCUACUGUGAUGCUGCAGCUGUGCGUUCGGUAUGAGCGAAUGAUCUCUCAUGUACAGAUCGAUGCGCAAGCAAAAAAGUCUAUCUUCUAUAUCAGCGCUGCUAUGGCGUCGGACGCCUUCUUUCCAUUUCGGGAUGGCAUCGACACGGCUGCGAAAAGUGGAGUUGGCUGCAUCAUUCAGCCGGGCGGGAGUAUCCGAGACAAGGAAGUUAUUGACGCCGCCAAUGAACACGGCAUAGCCAUGGUUUUUACUGGUUGUAGGCAUUUCAAGCAUUAAGGGAGAUCGUCUCAAAGCUGGAUCCUCUAGGUACAUCAAAGAUGAUUUUUGACUUUCUGUUUCUAACAUGUUUUCAAGAAUAGCGUUGGCGUCCUUUCGGAACAACAGUCUGUGAUCGGAAUACGCAAAAAGUUACUUUAGAAGCACCUGCGCCCCCGCUCGUGCGAAACAAGGCGUUCGAAAAAGGUUUUUUGGAGUUAGCACGCUCAUUUUCCAGUAUGAACCGUGAAACGUGAAAGGUAAAAGCCUUUCGGUUGCAUUUAACGAUUUGGAUACAAUAUUGUGCAGAAAGAGGAACGUUGCCAAAAUGUGCAAAUAGAACUGCGCUUGCGCCGGUGAUUUGUGUGUGCCAGGAG
Messenger RNA from Amoebophrya sp. A120, 3523 nucleotides. Lineage: Eukaryota; Dinophyceae; Syndiniales; Amoebophryaceae. The record is from the annotation of a GenBank genome assembly.